AGAAGGGAAGCGGCGGGCGCCCGUGCCGGACUGUGGGGCUGGUGGGGAAGGGUGACCACAGAGACCCAAAGGACCCGCGGUGGUGACUUUUCCUCAACGCAGCUCGGCCAGAAGUCGCUGUUCCGGGUUCAGACAUUGGACCACCAUGGCCACCCUGCGGUCGUCGUCCUCCCAGUCCCAUAGCUCCUCCUCCCCGAGCAGUGGGUCCUCCCCGCUGCGCAGAGCUGUGGGGACUGGGCCGAGGAGCAUGUCUGCGUCUUCUAGUUCGUCUGUCGCUGUGCCCUGCGAUGACAGGGACUCGGACCAGACAUCGGAGGGGGAUAGUGAAUCUUUGUCAGCUGGUGAAGGCAGUGACUUCGAAGACAACUUGAGACGAAAUGUAAAGAAGAGAGCAGCAAAACGACCACUCAAAACAACCCCAGUGGCAAAACGUCCAAAGAAGGGGUCCCAAAUGGUACGUGCUCAUGGUCAGAAAGAGUCAGAGCCACCAGCCAGUGAUCUCUUUGAGGCUGUGAAAGCUGCCAAAAGUGACAUGCAGUCUUUGGUAGAUGAGUGGCUGGAUAGCUACAAGCAAGACCAGGAUGCAGGAUUCCUGGAGCUCAUUAACUUUUUCAUCCGAUCAUGUGGAUGUAAAGGCACUGUGACCCCUGAGAUGUUCAAGAAGAUGUCCAACUCGGAGAUCAUCCAGCAGCUAACAGAACAGUUUAAUGAGGACUCAGGAGACUAUCCUCUGAUAGCUCCAGGCCCAUCCUGGAAGAAGUUCCAGGGCAGCUUCUGUGAAUUUGUGAGGACGUUGGUCUAUCGGUGCCAGUAUAGCCUCCUCUAUGAUGGCUUCCCUAUGGACAACCUCAUCUCUCUGCUCACUGGCCUCUCAGACUCCCAAGUCCGUGCCUUCCGUCACACUAGCACCCUGGCUGCCAUGAAGCUGAUGACCUCCUUGGUAAGAGUUGCCUUCCAACUGAGUCUGCACAAGGACAACAAUCAACGUCAGUACGAGACUGAACGAAACAAGGGGCCAGGACAGAGAGCACCUGAGCGACUGGAGAGCCUGUUGGAGAAACGCAAAGAGCUCAGAGAGCAUCAAGAGGAGAUUGAGGGAAUGAUGAAUGCCCUCUUCAGGGGUGUCUUUGUACAUCGGUACAGGGAUGUCCUUCCUGAGAUCCGUGCUAUCUGCAUUGAGGAGAUUGGGUCUUGGAUACAAAGCUACAGUACCUCUUUCCUCACUGACAGCUAUUUAAAAUAUAUUGGCUGGACCCUGCAUGAUAAGCAUCGAGAAGUCCGUCUGAAGUGCUUGAAGGCUCUAAAAGGGCUGUAUGGCAACCGAGACUGGACUGCACGCCUGGAGCUCUUUACCAGCCGCUUUAAGGACCGGUUGGUUUCCAUGGUCAUGGACCGAGAGUAUGACGUGGCAGUGGAGGCCGUCAGGUUACUAACACUUAUUCUUAAGAACAUGGAAGGGAUGCUGACAGAGGCAGACUGUGAGAGCAUCUACCCUGUUGUGUAUGCCUCUAACAGAGCCCUGGCCUCUGCUGUGGGGGAGUUUCUGUACUGGAAGCUUUUCUGCCCUGAGUGUGAGACAAGAACGGUGGGUGAGAGAGAGCGACGCCGAAGUCCACGCUCCCAGAGGACUUUCUUCCACCUUCUGCUGUCCUUUUUUGUGGAGAGUGAGCUCCAUUACCACGCUGCAUACUUAGUAGACAGCCUGUGGGACUGUGCGGGGCCUCAGCUGAAGGACUGGGAGAGUCUGACAAGCCUGCUGCUGGAGAAGGACCAGAACCUGGGCGACGUACAGGAGAGCACACUGACAGAAAUCCUUGUGUCCAGUGUCCGGCAAGCUUCCGAGGGUCACCCGCCUGUGGGGCGGGUCACGGGGAGGAAGGGCUUAACACCCAAAGAACGUAAGAUCCAAGCCGACGACAAGGUGAAGCUGACUGAGCACCUCAUCCCCCUGCUUCCCCAGCUCCUGGCCAAGUUCUCAGCUGAUGCAGAGAAGGUUGCUCCCCUGCUGCAGCUUCUCAACUACUUUGACCUCAACAUCUACUGCACCAGGCGCUUGGAGAAACACCUGGAGCUGCUCCUGCAGCAGCUCCAGGAGGUGGUGGUGAAGCACGCAGAACCAGCGGUGCUUGAGGCUGGUGCUCAUGCCCUCUAUCUGCUGUGUAAUCCGGAGUUCACGUUCUUCAGCCGGGUGGACUUUGCCCGCAGCCAACUUGUGGAUCUGCUGACUGACCGCUUCCAGCAGGAGCUUGAAGAGCUGCUGCAGUGUUCCUUCCUAGAUGAGGAUGAGGUGUACAGUCUGGCAGCCACCCUGAAGCGCCUCUCUGCCUUCUACAAUGCCCAUGACCUAACUCGCUGGGAGCUCUAUGAGCCCUGCUACCGACUCCUCCGGAAGGCUGUGGACACAGGAGAGGUUCCUCACCAGGUGAUCUUACCAGCCUUGACUCUUGUCUAUUUUUCCAUUCUCUGGACACUAACCCACGUAUCUGGAUCAGAUGCUUCCCAGAAGCAGCUGUUGAAUUUGAAGGGCAGGAUGGUGGCCUUCUGUGAACUCUGCCAGAACUGCCUCUCAGAUGUGGAUCCUGAGAUUCAGGAGCAGGCUUUUGUAUUGUUAAGUGAUCUGCUGCUCAUCUUCGGCCCUCAGAUGAUUGUCGGGGGACGAGAGUUCCUUAGGCCCCUUGUCUUUAUUCCUGAAGCCACUCUCCAGUCUGAGCUGGCCAGCUUCCUCAUGGACCACGUCUUCAUCCAGCCUGGAGGACUGGGCAGUGGUCAUUCCCAGGAGGAUCAUUUACAGAUAGAGCAGCUGCACCAGCGGCGCCGCCUCCUGGCUGGGUUCUGCAAGCUGUUGCUUUAUGGGGUGCUGGAGAUGGACGCAGCCUCGGAUGUUUUCAAACACUACAACAAGUUCUACAAUGACUAUGGUGACAUUAUCAAGGAAACGUUAACUAGAGCAAGGCAGAUUGACCGAAGUCACUGUUCCCGAAUCCUGCUGCUGAGCCUCAAGCAGUUAUACACAGAACUGCUGCAGGAACAGGGGCCCCAGGGCCUGAAUGAGCUUCCAGCCUUCAUCGAGAUGAGGGACCUGGCCAGGAGGUUUGCCUUGAGCUUUGGACCCCAGCAGCUACAGAACCGUGACCUUGUGGUCAUGCUACACAAGGAAGGCAUCAGGUUCUCCUUGUCUGAGCUUCCUCCAGCUGGCUCCUCCAGUCAGCCCCCAAAUCUGGCAUUCCUGGAGCUCCUUUCAGAGUUCUCCCCCCGACUCUUCCAUCAGGACAAGCAGCUGCUACUGUCCUACCUGGAAAAGUGUCUGCAACGUGUCUGCCAGGCACCUGGCCAUCCCUGGGGUCCAGUCACCACCUACUGCCAGUCCCUCAGCCCUGUAGAGAGUACAGCAGAGGCCAAUCCUCAGGGCUACCCCCGCUCCAAGAAGAGGCGCAUUGAAGGCCCCUCCAGGCGGCACAGAGAGGACAUCUCUGCAUCACAGGAGGAAAGCCUACAGCUGAACAGUAUCCCACCCACACCCACCCUCACCUCAACGGCUGUGAAAAGUAGGCAGCCCCUGGGGGGAUUGGAAGAGAUGGAAGAAGGCGGCGGCUCAGAAUUGGCAUUUACCCAAGGCCAGCCCCUUUUAGGUGCCCAGAGGUUAAGGUCCUCGAGUCCACAGCAUUUCCAGACUCCACUCAACUCUUUGGGUCCUGGUCUGGGCAGCCGGCUGACCCGGCUCAGCCUGAUGGAAGAGGAUGAAGAAGAAGUAGAAAUUCAGAAUGACUCAAGUGAAGAGUGGCAAGGUACAGGCAAGCAGUCUUCCCCCAGUGAGCACGGGCUGGACCUCUUAGAUUUUACAGAGCUGAACACUGAGGAUUUCUGACAUGAUCCUAUGUCCCUCCCCAUCUCCACUCCCCAUCUCCACUCCGCACCUCUACGACAUGACCACUUGGAAAAGGCCAAUGGGAAACGGAGCAAAAGGAAUCAUCACUUCCCCUUCCCCUUCCCCAGGGGAAGGAGAGGUGGGCUGUGCCUUUCUAACCUGACCUUUCUCUGACUGACCUUUCUCUGAUGCUGCUAGGAUAGAGCAGUCAUAAGCCCCCUGUCCUUCCUGGUGCACCAUGGCUCUGUCCCUCUGUUUGAGCAGAGUGCCUAUUUUCUGCUGUUUGGAGGGGUGGGAGCUUCGCCUCAGUAUUGGAGAGGGGCACUGCCUGUGUUGAAUGGAAGGAGCCCAUUAGUUUUUCUGUAUUUUGGGAAUGUCUUUCCUAGCCUCUUUU
Globicephala melas (long-finned pilot whale) is the source of this 4259-nucleotide messenger RNA. It is a transcript of the gene STAG3, whose product is annotated as STAG3 cohesin complex component. Gene Ontology annotation, molecular function: chromatin binding. NCBI's taxonomy places the organism in Eukaryota, Metazoa, Chordata, Mammalia, Artiodactyla, Delphinidae. Gene Ontology annotation, cellular component: nucleus; cohesin complex; chromatin. Gene Ontology annotation, biological process: sister chromatid cohesion. The record is from RefSeq and is a predicted model, not a curated record.